Hypoxylon fragiforme is the source of this 627-nucleotide messenger RNA. RefSeq lists its product as uncharacterized. The transcript is spliced from 3 exons. NCBI's taxonomy places the organism in Eukaryota, Fungi, Ascomycota, Sordariomycetes, Xylariales, Hypoxylaceae. The record is from RefSeq and is a predicted model, not a curated record. The coding region runs from base 1 to 627 and encodes 208 amino acids.
AUGGCAUCAAACGACGAUAAAACGCCCCAGCAACCAGGUGCAAAUGGGGAGCAGCAAGCACCACAGCAAAAAACGCCACCACCAGAACCACAGCCGGAGCAGAAGGAACCACAAUCGCAAGAUAAAGAUAAUGGGCAAUUGAAGAGGAGCCCGAGUAGUGAUCAGAGCGAGCCACACCCGGGAGCCAAUCAGGGAGAUGGAGGGGCAUCAAAAGAACCCAAUGUCAAACCUGAACCCAGCGUAAAAUCCGAAGAUGAGGAUGAGAAACCUCCACCUCAACCUGAGAGGCCCGAAAAGAAGCAACAACCUAAGCCGACAACGCGUGUUGAGUCGCAAAAGCCGAGUCGAUCGCGAAGACGUCGCCGCAACCAACCGACGUAUCUAGAUAGUGAACAAGACAACGACUACGAGAAACAAGUAGCACCUCGACAACAACGUCAAGCUCCACCAAUGUACCAACCACAGCAACAAAUGCAGCAACAGCAACAGCAAAUGCCACAGCCUGCCAAAGCGGAUGGUGGGAAGAACCCGCUGAAAUUAAGACUCGACUUGAAUCUUGAAGUCGAAGUUACGUUGAAAGCGAGGAUCCACGGUGAUCUGACUUUGUCACUCUUUGAAGGGCUGUGA